Molecule: messenger RNA, 1590 nt
Organism: Marmota flaviventris (yellow-bellied marmot)
Lineage: Eukaryota; Metazoa; Chordata; Mammalia; Rodentia; Sciuridae
Gene: St6gal2
Product: ST6 beta-galactoside alpha-2,6-sialyltransferase 2
Biological process (GO): sialylation
Cellular component (GO): Golgi apparatus
Molecular function (GO): beta-galactoside alpha-2,6-sialyltransferase activity
Source: RefSeq, a predicted model, not a curated record
AUGAAACCACACUUGAAGCCCUGGCGACAACGAAUGCUCUUUGGAAUAUUUGCGUGGGGGCUGCUCUUUUUGGCGAUUUUCAUCUACUUCACUGACAGCGACCCUGCUGAGCCAGUGCCCAGCACCUUCCCCUUCCUGGAGACCCGAGGGCUGCUGCCCAUCCAGGGCAAGCAGCGGGUUAUCAUGGGGGCCAUGCACGAGCCCUCCUCGCCCAGGAGUUUGGAUGCAGAUAAGGUGCUGCCAGGUGGACACCCGGCCGGCUCCUUUCACCCAGGUCCGAUGGACCCGCAGAGAUGGGCGCAGGCCCAAGAUGGGUUUGAAAAUGAAGAGCUCUUUUCAUCCCAGGUGGGGAGGAAAUCUCAAAGUGCUUUCUAUCCGGAGGAUGACGACUACUUUUUUGCUGCGGGUCGGCCAGGGUGGCACAGCCAUACUCAGGGGACACUGGGAUUCCCCUCCCUUGGGGAGCCAUCGCAGCAGGGGGCAGCUUUGUCAGCUGGCGCAGUUCAGAGGAGACCUGUGAAGAAGAGGCACAGGAGGCAGGGGAGAAGCCACACACUGGAGGAGCGCGCGGAUGGCGACAGGCUGUACGCCUCCAUGUCCAGGGCUUUCCUGUACCGGCUUUGGAAGGGGAAUGUCUCCUCCAAAAUGCUGAACCCGCGCCUGCAGAAGGCCAUGAGGGACUACCUGAACGCCAACAAGCACGGCGUGCGCUUCCGCGGGAAGCGGGAGGCGCGGCUGAGCAGGGCCGAGCUGCUGUGCGAGCUCCGCCGCCGCGCGCGCGUCAGGACGCUGGACGGCACCGAGGCGCCCUUCUCCACCUUGGGCUGGCGGCAGCUGGUGCCCGCGGUGCCUCUGGGCCAGCUGCACCCCCGCGGCCUGCACAGCUGUGCCGUGGUCAUGUCCGCGGGCGCCAUCCUCAACUCCUCUUUGGGAGAGGAAAUAGAUUCUCAUGAUGCAGUUUUGAGAUUUAAUUCUGCUCCGACACGUGGUUAUGAGAGAGAUGUUGGAAAUAAAACCACUGUGCGCAUCAUUAACUCCCAGAUUCUGACCAACCCCAGUCAUAACUUCAUUGACAGUUCUUUGUAUAAAGACGUCAUUUUGGUGGCCUGGGACCCAGCUCCUUAUUCCGCAAAUCUUAACCUGUGGUACAAGAAGCCAGAUUACAACCUAUUCACGCCAUAUAUUCAACACCGUCAGAGAAAUCCAACGCAACCAUUUUACAUACUUCAUCCUAAAUUUAUAUGGCAGCUUUGGGACAUUAUCCAGGAGAAUACCAAGGAGAAGAUUCAGCCAAACCCUCCAUCUUCUGGUUUCAUUGGAAUCCUCAUCAUGAUGUCCAUGUGCAGAGAAGUACACGUGUACGAAUAUAUCCCAUCUGUCCGGCAGACGGAGCUUUGCCACUACCAUGAGCUGUACUACGAUGCAGCCUGCACCCUGGGAGCCUACCACCCGCUGCUGUACGAGAAACUCCUGGUGCAGCGCCUGAACAUGGGCACCCAGGCUGAUUUGCAUCACAAGGGCAAGGUGGUCCUGCCGGGUUUCCAGGCUGUGCACUGCCCUGCACCCAAACCCAUCAAUGCACACUCUUAA